AUGUCGAUCGGUCUGACAAUACGGACCCUGUUAUCAAAGGGCGUACUAAAGGGAUCGUACGAUGCCGAGACAAUAUCAAACAUCAACAGGGAGUUAAGAUCUAUGAACUACCAAGCGAUUCAGAACUGCACAAAAACGCUGCUCGUAUUGAAAGACAUAGAGCCGCCAUCAUUCGACAAUUCGCAGAUUCUUCUCAACCUCGAAAAUUUUAUUUUAAAUCGUGAACAGCUCGAAAGAGGAACGCUGGAAUGGCUGACAGAGAUGGAUUGGUACGCAGACGGAGAGUUUACAGACGUUUUUCUGAUUCAGAACGAGGAGUACCUGCUGAAGAAAUUUGACAAGAUCUUUUACAGGUGCAAGUUCUGCAGCCUGGUCGCAAAGGGUAGCGAUGAACACGAAUACUGUCUUACCGUGUAUGAACAGCACUUAGAGAAUGUGUCCUAGGUGAGCACGUCGAACUGGUCAAAUAUAAAAGGAGGCACUCGAAAAAUGCGAUAUAACGGCAAUAAAGUACCUGAGAUUAAAGCUGAACGAGCAUGACGUUUAAGCGCAUAUUCGCAGAGUGCGAGCGGAUCAGCCAAAACGUUG
Vavraia culicis subsp. floridensis is the source of this 588-nucleotide messenger RNA. RefSeq lists its product as uncharacterized. NCBI's taxonomy places the organism in Eukaryota, Fungi, Microsporidia, Pleistophoridae. The record is from RefSeq and is a predicted model, not a curated record. The coding region runs from base 1 to 444 and encodes 147 amino acids. The transcript has a single exon.